Messenger RNA from Drepanopeziza brunnea f. sp. 'multigermtubi' MB_m1, 1875 nucleotides. RefSeq lists its product as uncharacterized. Gene Ontology annotation, biological process: protein dephosphorylation. NCBI's taxonomy places the organism in Eukaryota, Fungi, Ascomycota, Leotiomycetes, Helotiales, Drepanopezizaceae. Gene Ontology annotation, molecular function: cation binding; protein serine/threonine phosphatase activity. The record is from RefSeq and is a predicted model, not a curated record.
AUGUUUGGAAGCAGUGGCUCUCCUCCAAAAGAAGGCGUUCCAGCGCCCCAGGCAGAGAACGUCGUUCCCAUCACCAUGGCCGCCCCAAAGACCCCCAAGACCCCGAAUACCCCGAAAGCCGCGGAGGACAGUGGGACGGGCGAGAAGCGCAGUGGUAACGGCAGCCCUCCCGGCCGUCAAGCUGCAGAUACAGGCGCCACGGUCGAGAAGAAGCGUCGGAGUAGUGGAGUGGGAGGAAAGGCCAGCUCGCUGUUAGCCAGCGCCAAGAACACUCUACACUUCGAUAAGAGCCCAAACUCGGCUGGAUUCCUGAAGGCCGCCGAAGUCACUUCUCAGACCCCUCUUCAGAAGCUCGGAAAGCAAGAUCCAGCACUCAGUGUUCCCCAGGGCCAGCACAACAACUCGGCCGGCGAGUCUCUUCCAGGUCCGAAAUCCACCUUCACGGUAGGCGUUUGGGAGGACAAGAAUAAGAAAUGCCGUCGCACUAUGGAGGACACGCAUGCGUUCCUGUACAAUUUCUUACAUACUCCGGCUCCCGCUCUGGGACCAGAGACUUCGAGCAUCAAGUCAAAGUCAAACGAGGAGCUGGCACCCGGCGAGUCGACACCUACUCUUAGUCCCUCGGUCUCGUCCCCGGAGAUGAUGGAGACUGACAAUGGCUAUUUUGCUAUCUUUGACGGUCAUGCCGGUAGCUUUGCAGCUGAUUGGUGCGGUAAGAAGCUCCAUAUCAUUCUGGAGGAGACGAUACGCAAAAACCCGAAUACUCCCAUCCCCGAGCUUCUCGACCAGACCUUCACAAUCGUUGAUGCUCAGCUGGAAAAGCUCCCCCUCAAGAACAGUGGCUGUACCGCUGUCACGGCUGUCCUUCGCUGGGAAGACCGGAUACCAAACUCUCAGUCCGCUACCGGAUCGUCAGCCAUCGCACCUGCAACCGCUGCCGAAGUUCGCGCUCAAAAUGACGCUUCCAAGGGCGACGACAAGUCUGGGGACAGUGCGGUAGACAUGAGCAAAUCAGCAACUCACGUGACCGCCAGUGCCUCGGCUCCAAACAGCGAAGCAACACAUGCGAGACUCCGAACAACCGCGUCUCGUCAGCGAGUUCUCUACACUGCGAAUGUUGGUGAUGCCCGGAUUAUUCUCUGCAGAAACGGCAAGGCUCUGCGAUUGUCGUAUGAUCACAAGGGCAGUGACGAGAAUGAAGGAAAGCGGGUUGCCAAUGCCGGAGGUCUGAUCUUAAACAACCGUGUCAAUGGUGUUCUGGCUGUUACUCGUGCCCUGGGAGAUUCGUACAUGAAAGAUCUCGUGACUGGUCACCCCUAUACCACGGAAACCGUUAUUCAACCUGAUCUCGAUGAGUUCAUCAUUCUUGCGUGCGACGGGUUGUGGGACGUCUGCUCCGAUCAAGAGGCUGUAGACCUUAUUCGCAACCAACAAGAUCCCGUUGCUGCGGCUAAACAGCUCGUCGACCACGCCCUCGCUCGCUUUAGCACCGACAAUCUCUCUUGCAUGGUCGUCCGCCUCAACAAAUCUGCCCUCAUGACGACUACCAAGGAACCUUCGUCUGCGAUCGGCGUCGAAGGUGAUCCAAACUCAAUCGCAGGCAAGAUUUCCGAGUCGGAAAAGAUCGUUGGUGAUGCGAAGAGGAAGGCACUAGAGGAAGGUGUUCCCGGCGUUGGAGUAAGCGGUAGCAAUAGCGGCAAAGGUCACGACCCAGUUCCAAUCCCCGAUGAAGAUGCUCGAAAAACCAUGGAGAAGGUCGUUGAGGAGGAGCCCAGUCUAGUCGAAGGCGGUGCUCCAGAGCUGAAUCUGCGCGCUGAGGCUGUGAGUGACGAGACGGUGAAGAACUUGAAGUUGCCAGAAGGAGCUCUGAAGUGA